Messenger RNA from Cordyceps fumosorosea ARSEF 2679, 513 nucleotides. RefSeq lists its product as hypothetical. The transcript is spliced from 3 exons. The coding region runs from base 1 to 513 and encodes 170 amino acids. The record is from RefSeq and is a predicted model, not a curated record. NCBI's taxonomy places the organism in Eukaryota, Fungi, Ascomycota, Sordariomycetes, Hypocreales, Cordycipitaceae.
AUGGGCAACCGUCGCGGCAUUGCGCGUGUGACGCUGGUUGGCGAGGCCGUAAGCCGACUCAUUGUCAUGUCCAUGGUCAUCGUCUCCAUCGUGGUCGCCGCCACCAGCAUCUUCCCCAAGGGAUUCACGGUCAUGUUUGCUACGGCCGGCAUUGCUGUCCUCGUUGAGGGUGCCUUGUUUCUGCGCGCCCUGUUCUACCUCCUCAAGCCGUCUGCCUACAACCUGACCAAUCUCCGCGGUGGGAUUCUCGUUGCUGUGCAGUGCAUCUUGCUCGCGCUCUUCAUCAUUGCCGCCGUCUUUGCGUUCAGAGAUUACUCCAAGGAGCCCGGAUACGAGAGCCGAAACCAGGCUGCCGUCUACGACAGACGCAUUGCCUGCGGCGUUCUCAUUAUGGCGUCGAUUUUGUUCCAAAUUGUGCCGACCAUCAUUACCAUCGCUAGACUGUCUCAGGGUAGCGAUGAGGACAUGAAGAUCAAGAGCAAGGAGAGCGAUGAGAAGGCCAACCAGCACUAA